Messenger RNA from Sugiyamaella lignohabitans, 1812 nucleotides. It is a transcript of the gene CDC40, whose product is annotated as Cdc40p. Gene Ontology annotation, molecular function: mRNA binding; protein binding. Lineage: Eukaryota; Fungi; Ascomycota; Dipodascomycetes; Dipodascales; Trichomonascaceae. The record is from RefSeq and is a predicted model, not a curated record. Bases 1 to 1812 code for a protein of 603 amino acids. The transcript has a single exon. Gene Ontology annotation, cellular component: catalytic step 2 spliceosome. Gene Ontology annotation, biological process: mRNA splicing, via spliceosome.
AUGGCUCUUGUCGCAUAUGGUGGAGACUCGAGUGACGACGACGAAAACGCCGUUCACAAUGGACCCAAUCAGCCAUCGUCUCUGGUACCAAAAUCCAUGAAUGCUGCUCCAGCUGUUCAUAAAUCCAGUACGGAGUUGUCCUCAGUUAUAAAACCCAGCGUUGAUAAUACGAGUCUGACGCUGCAUACGACGAAUCACCAGCUUGAACAGCUGAGGAACGAGAAAAAUGUCUUGUAUCAGCCAAAUCAGCGGUACGACGUAGAACAGUCGAGCAGACCGACCAAGAAACGACGGAAUAUUCUCACUGGCCAUGCUGAAGAACAAGCAUUUAAUGAAGCCACGUUCAAAGUUCAACAUCGAACUUUUCAAAACCUCGGUUAUGCUUAUGACCCUAGUAUCGACGAUAAUGGUGUUUCUGGAGCCUCGCUGAUAGGAGAUCUGGAGAAAGCCCGUGUGAAUUUAGGCAGAGAUGCUUCGAUGUUUCGACCAGAUAAAGCUCAACAGAAACAAGUACGAAGCAAAAGAUCCAAGGGAGACCCAAGUGUUCUCGAUGGUGAUGACUCGUACAAGGGACCAUGGGCCAAGUUCAAAGAAGAGAGUACCUCGUCAGAUGAGUAUGAAGAUGAAGUCGACGAAGAAGACGAAGAAGAAGAUGCUGCUGCUGCUACUAAAACAAAUGAUAAGGCUGUUGAAGAUAGCGAAACAGCAGAAGCUAAAGAUACUGUAUCACCCUCAGAACCUACAACUGCUACAAGUACAAGUACAAGUGAAACAGGAGAGACGACACAGUUCCACGGAUCGACUGAGAGAGAUUAUCUCGGUAGAACAUAUAUGUUUGUGCCUCAGGAUCUUGAUAUCAAUCUUCGAAAAGAACCAGGACAAGAGGAAUGGUUCAUUCCCAAGAAGAAAAUACACACAUGGAGAGGACAUGCUGGAGGAGUCACUGGACUACGGUUCUUUCCACAAAGUGGACACCUCCUAUUAUCAGCAGGAAACGACAGUAAAAUUCGUCUUUGGGACGUUUAUCAUGACCGAGAGCUUCUAAGAUCAUACAGCGGACAUGCAAAGGCAGUAAAGGACAUUGAUUUCAGUCCAGAUGGAACGCAAUUCUUAAGUUGCUCAUACGACAGAACGAUUAAAUUAUGGGACACUGAGACUGGUACAUGUAUAUCCAGGUUUGGCCGUGGCAACAGUGUAGCCAAUAGUAUACGAUUCAACCCAAGACCUGAACACAGCCACGAGUUUGUGGCUGCCAUGGCCAAUAAAAAGAUUCUCCAGUUUGACAUUCGAACACAAGAAAUUGUACAAGAGUACGACCAUCAUUUAGAAGCAGUCAACACAAUUACAUUUGUCGACGAUAACCACCGGUUCAUGACCACGUCUGACGACAAGUCGAUCCGAGUAUGGGACUGGGGAGUCAAUGUGCCCAUCAAAUUCAUCUCCGACCCUCUCCAACACUCGAUGCCGUCUGUGAAGUUGCAUCCAAGUGGAAAACAUGUUGCUGCUCAAAGCAUGGACAACCGCAUUCUCGUGUUUGGCGCCACUGACCGGUUCAAAGCCAACCGUAAAAAAGAGUUCACUGGAUACAACAACCCCGGGUUCGCGACCGAGGUCAGUUUCUCGCCCGACGGCCGAUAUCUCAUGAGCGGCGACAGCGAAGGUUUCGCAUUCUUCUGGGACUGGAAAACCACGGCCGUCCGUCGCAAACUCAAAGUCCACAACUCGCUCGUGACAUGCAUCUCGGCCCAUCCCCAGGAAACGAGCAAAGUGGCCACUGCCGGCCUCGACUCGCCCAUCCAUUACUGGGACUAG